Liolophura sinensis is the source of this 1108-nucleotide messenger RNA. Its product is annotated as cysteine-rich secretory protein 2-like. NCBI's taxonomy places the organism in Eukaryota, Metazoa, Mollusca, Polyplacophora, Chitonida, Chitonidae. The record is from RefSeq and is a predicted model, not a curated record. Bases 67 to 966 code for a protein of 299 amino acids. The transcript is spliced from 9 exons.
AAUCUGGUAUAUCUGCCGAAGUUCAUCAUUCGGUCUCACAACAGGUUUGUGUUAAUUAUCACCAGCAUGAAGGGCACAUUUCUCAGCACAGGAUUCGUCAUUGUCACAGUACUUGCCAGCCUGCUGGUUGAGAAUGACGCCGCUGUGGUUCUGGGAGACGCCAGACGUCUACACGCUAUGAGGGGUCAGCUACGUCAUAAGAGACAAGAGACGACGUCAUUACCCUCAUCUGUGCUGUUCGAUCAAGACAAGACCACGCUAUUGGAGCUUCAUCAGCAGUUAAGGGAGGAGGCCGGAGCAAACGCGGGAAACAUGCUUAAAAUACAAUAUGGUGAAGACUUGGCUAAUCUUGCUCAGAAGACGGCGGACACGUGCAAAUUUGACUACGCCAACCUGAACUUUCCUGACAACGGCACCGAUGUUGGUCAAAUCAUCUUCCGAUCCGACUCAACUGCACUACCUUCGGAGCCGCUCCUAGCUAUAUUUAACGACGAAAAGAAUUCCUACACGUAUGAGACGAACACGUGUGCUGAGAAUAAAACCUGUUCAAACUACAAGCAGAUCAUUUGGUACAAUACUAAUUACGUGGGUUGUGGGAAGAAAUUCUGCGGCGUUCUACUUUUGCCGGACAAUGAGAUUGCCUUCAGCUCGUGGAUGUGGGUGUGCAAUUACAUGGAGGUAGGAGGUUUUGAGGACGAACAUCCGUACUUAGCCAGUGAUGAACCUUGCUCUUACUGCAACCUAGAUCCAGCUACCAUAUGUGAACGCAACCAAUGCAGAGUGUGUGAUCCCGCGGUUGAUGCUCAAUGCCGUGUGUUUAACGACACAGUGUGUGUGACAGACAAGGACAGCUGUUGUAACACCUGGGACUAUGACACGUACUGUAAACCUGGGACCGAGUACUUCCCUUACAUGAAGGAGAACUGCGGGGCGUUCUGCGAAAUCUAUCUUUGCGGUACCGUUUGAAGUGAACAAGUCCAACGGUUGACCCACCAGAGACUCAGCGUUCGAUAAGACAGCAAUUCUUGAUUCCAAUUCAACGACAUACAGGAGUAUAUAUACAUAAACAUCGUUGCUGUGAACAUGUAAUAAAAAUUUUGGAAGUCUU